Molecule: messenger RNA, 1437 nt
Organism: Trichoderma atroviride IMI 206040
Lineage: Eukaryota; Fungi; Ascomycota; Sordariomycetes; Hypocreales; Hypocreaceae
Source: RefSeq, a predicted model, not a curated record
UUUUUUUUUCCGACGCUGCCUAACAAUUUUCCGUCUGCCGAAAGGCGGGAACCGGUCAGCAGGCUUAGGACCCUAGCGAUACGAGGUCCGGUGAUGGACAAAGGCGACGUCUGAGUCGAAGUGGCUGUCACCAGUGAUUCGCGUCAGGCUCGUUGGGCGACACAAAAUCCAGUUGGGUGGCUGCAUAAAGCAAUAAUCAAUAUUAGCAAAUGGUCAGCUGAUGCAUCUCUUUGUUUUGUUUUCUUGGGUUUGAUGGUUUCCUCCGUCGGCCAGUGUCGAAACAGAUGAAGGUUGAAAACACAGCACGGAUACAGCAGAGAUUGAUUGCGCCGGUCGACUUGCAAAGGAGAAAUCAAUAAUGCUCCUUGUUGGUAAGCUGGCAGUGGGCAGGUAUUUCUGGCUGAGACACGACCAGGUGGUUGGCCGGGAGCGUCCGGCAUGCGCGAAGCUAAGCAAAGAAAGGUGUAGGACUCACAUUAAUCUCGGAAGUACAACGCGCGCAAGAGCACAGGCUCUUGGUACUUGGUUCCAAAAGGACCCGAUGAAGAGGGGGAAAGGAUGCAAAAGGAUGCAAAAAGGUGAUGAGUAAACGAGGGUGGAAAAAUUAAAUAGAUGGAUGGGCACGAUGCAAGAAAUGUUAUAGUACUCGGUAGUGAAAGGGGGAGAGUCAAAGAAUACAAUAGAAUAAAAUGCCCAAAAAGUUACAAGUAGCGAUAGAUGAUGCCAGAAGAAGCGCAAGCAAAAGCCAAGAGACGGCGCGGAGAGCGAAAGCCCGCCAACCCGCCCCUAUCCCUGCUUUGCGCUGCCGUCCCCUUCUGGCGUCCCUGGCCGCACACGGAGAAUCCAGCGCCUCUUGUCGCUAGCCAUUGCGGUGGAGGGCAGGGAAGACUGGAUGCGAAUCAGGUGGUGUGGUUGGCUUUCCGGCUGCGACAGGCGUGCUGGGAGAUUGCCCGGGCCUCUGACGGCGGUGGAACGGGUUCUGGCCACUGGGCGGGCACAAGCACAGCGCAGCAACAGCAACGACAGCAACGACAGCAACGGCACGGGACAGCAGCAAUCGGCGACGCUCGCUCCAGCACAGCACCAAGAAUGCUUGUGCCGCGCCGUAGCUGCUGCUGCUCGCUGCCCUCAACGCUCCUCAGAUACGAGUGCCUGGAGCAUCAGCCCGGGCGGCAACCGUGUGGAGGCUGGGGCUUAGUCCAGUUAGCGGGCGGUUAUCACGGGUGGAGCUGGUGGGCUGGCUUUCAGUUGAUGCACCGUGAGGUACGAGCCCGUCAAGUACAUGAGCAGCACGAGUGGGAUCCAUUCCACUGGAACCCAUCGCCGGAGGUGGUGGUUUAUUUUGGUCCGGCAUACUCCCUUGCCGGACAAGGCCGCCAGCGACACGUUCAUGAUCUCGCGGGUUACGACCUGAUCAGCGAGGCGCAAGAGAUUUGA